Messenger RNA from Sordaria macrospora k-hell, 243 nucleotides. RefSeq lists its product as uncharacterized. Lineage: Eukaryota; Fungi; Ascomycota; Sordariomycetes; Sordariales; Sordariaceae. The record is from RefSeq and is a predicted model, not a curated record.
AUGCAGAACUUGAGAAAUUCUGGACCACCUCAGGAAAGACCGGAGGAGGCUGAGGCUGAGGCUGAGGCUGAGGAAGAAGAGCAGCAGGGACCGCAAGCAAAAAAGCAGAAACUCAAGGAGAAGGCAGAGCCUCCUAAACCAGAGCUGGGACCUGUUCAGACGUGGAUGAUCAGCAAGGGGGUUUCAUUGCCUCAGCCGAUAACGUGCUUUGGCGGAUGGAUGAAGGAACAGAGCAGCGGUUAG